Truncatella angustata is the source of this 798-nucleotide messenger RNA. Its product is annotated as putative 14-3-3 family protein ArtA. The transcript is spliced from 4 exons. Gene Ontology annotation, biological process: signal transduction. Gene Ontology annotation, cellular component: cytoplasm. Bases 1 to 798 code for a protein of 265 amino acids. The record is from RefSeq and is a predicted model, not a curated record. NCBI's taxonomy places the organism in Eukaryota, Fungi, Ascomycota, Sordariomycetes, Amphisphaeriales, Sporocadaceae.
AUGGGUCACGAGGACGCAGUCUAUCUCGCCAAGCUCGCCGAGCAGGCCGAGCGCUAUGAGGAGAUGGUCGAGAAUAUGAAGAUCGUCGCUUCCGAGGAUCGUGACCUUACCGUUGAGGAGCGCAACCUUCUCUCCGUUGCCUACAAGAACGUGAUCGGUGCCCGCCGUGCCUCAUGGAGAAUCGUCACCUCUAUCGAGCAGAAGGAGGAGAGCAAGGGCAACUCGUCUCAGGUUGGCCUUAUCAAGGAGUACCGCCAGAAGAUCGAGGCCGAGCUCGCACGUAUCUGCGAUGACAUCCUCGAGGUUUUGGACAAGCACCUGAUCCCCUCCGCUAAGUCUGGCGAGUCCAAGGUGUUCUACCACAAGAUGAAGGGUGAUUACCACCGUUACCUUGCCGAGUUCGCCAUUGGCGACCGCCGCAAGGAGUCCGCCGACCUGUCCCUCGAAGCCUACAAGGCUGCCACGGAGGUUGCCCAGACCGAGCUUCCUCCUACUCACCCCAUCCGCCUCGGUCUUGCCCUCAACUUCUCCGUCUUCUACUACGAGAUCUUGAACGCUCCUGACCAGGCUUGCCACCUUGCCAAGCAGGCUUUCGAUGACGCUAUUGCCGAACUUGAUACUCUCAGCGAAGAGAGCUACAAGGACUCAACUCUCAUCAUGCAGCUGCUCCGUGACAACCUGACUCUCUGGACUUCUUCUGAGGCUGAGGCCCCUGCUGAGUCUGGUGCCGCAGCUGCUCAAGAGCCUGAGAAGGCCCCCGAGGCUGCUUCAGAGGAGCCUAAGGCUGCUGCCGAGUAA